AUGCAACAGGUUCCGAGAGCUGAGCUUGCUCGACUUUCUCCCUUUUUUUGCUCGAGAAACAGUGUUCUCCACCUUUCAGAAAGCGGGACACUGGAGAGCCAUGCAUGCACCGACACAGACGGAGGAGUUAUGCUCCUGCAAAACAUCUCCUCCCGCUCUAUGCGAGCACAUCCCAAUCACUUUGGAAAACGCGCUUUCCACUGCUGGCAGCAAGGCAAUCCGAAACUUGAGGCAGCAGAUUCCAGUUCUCGCGCUUGUUCUCGUCACGCAAAAAACGAAUGCUGCGGGGCUCCAGGACCUGCCGGGACCGUGGACAGUGCUGUAGCGACUGUGUUUCUUCCGGAGGUCUCGAGCGAGCUGUUGAACGGCAGUGGAAACGCACCAGACGCUUCUAAAGCAGCUCCAGUCGCUAAAGCUAUGCCUGCAACGUACUGGAGUAGAGAGGCACUGGAACUGAAAAAGCUGAACUUCUCAGGACUUGCGAUGUAUACGAAAAAAAACAAUCUCUACAGUCACACGCACAUGCAGAGCAAUGAAGGAAUAUCCGUAGAUACAGGUGUUUACGUAGGUUUUUUCCGGCCAUUCUGUGCAAAGUCGUCGAUCUGAAAACCACUGAGACAUGCCUGCGAGAGAACAAGCGCCGCCUGCCGCAGCUUCGCACAACAUGGAAAGCAUGUGGACUUCGAUGUCGAGUCUGCCCCGGCCAGGGUGUAGAUCCUUGGUCAGAACUCCCGCGACACAAAACUCAAAGCGCUUCGAUCUGUCGAAAAUACCAGCAAA
Toxoplasma gondii ME49 is the source of this 780-nucleotide messenger RNA. RefSeq lists its product as hypothetical. NCBI's taxonomy places the organism in Eukaryota, Apicomplexa, Conoidasida, Eucoccidiorida, Sarcocystidae. The coding region runs from base 1 to 606 and encodes 201 amino acids. The transcript has 2 exons. The record is from RefSeq and is a predicted model, not a curated record.